Molecule: messenger RNA, 2979 nt
Organism: Tetrahymena thermophila SB210
Lineage: Eukaryota; Ciliophora; Oligohymenophorea; Hymenostomatida; Tetrahymenidae
Exons: 7
Molecular function (GO): protein binding
Source: RefSeq, a predicted model, not a curated record
AUGGGAAAGAAUAAUAGUGUCCUAACAACUUAGGCAUCAAGACAAAAUACAUUAAGCAAUAAUUAAAUGACAGAAUAAUAGUAUAGUACAAGUAAUGACUAGCAACUAUCAUAUAUAGAAGAUGAACUAGACUCAUGCUUUCAAAGCUAAGAUUAAUUAAGGCAAUCUCAUUAAAAUAUUAAUUCAUACAACCAAAAAUCUUUAGAUGGUGUAGGAAAUAAUAAUAAAAUUUAAAACAAAUUUUUUUCAGGUUCUUCAUAAGAAAGAUAAAAUAAUUGUAAAAUUGCAUCUUCAAACUCUCAAGCUAAUUCUCUUAAAAAAUUGAAUUAACCAGUGCAGCCUUGCCAAAGCUAGCAGUAAAAUAGCAAAUAAGUUAGAAAUAACUGCUACUAUAAACUAAAUAGUUAGUAGAUGUUAUAAAAAUCAUCAAGUAAUUAAAUGCCACUAAAGAAUACUAAAAAUGAAUGUCAGACAGCAGACAAGAGAUAAUAAAGAAGCAAUUCAAUCUUCAGUAAUAGAAACCAAUAGAAUUAGUUAUAAAGUUAAUAAUAAUAAAGUAGAUUAGUGAGAUCCAGUAGUUCUAACAUAAAUUAACUAAGUAGCAAUAUUGAUGAUAAUAACAAUUCUUCUAAUUAAUAUAUGCAGUAGAAAAAUAGUAACGAAAAAGGUACAUUUUUGAAUAAAAAUAAAGAAUUUUAUAUUCAAAAUAAUGCUACUGAUGAAGAUUCAAGUUUAUAUAAUAACAAAUUACAGCUUGAUAUCAUUGAAAACAUUUUAAAUAAAGAAGAGUAAUAUUAAAACUGGAGAGAUGAAAAUAUUUAAUUAAAAGAGGCAGUAAAAAAUUUGAUAAACGAGCUUAACGGAUAUAAAAAAAAGUGUAUAAAUCUUGAAACAUAUAGCAGCCAGCUAGAAUAAAGUAUUUCUUAAAGCAAGCAUAAUUAUCAAGUGGAGCUAAUUAAGUUUUCAGAUUAAAUUUAAAAAUUUAAAAAUAUAUAAUUAUUAUACUAAAACGAAAAAUAAAUGUGCGAAAAGAUGGAAAAAGAGUUAAUUUUAAAAGAUUAAGAGCUUGCUGAUACUAAAUAAUAUUUGAAAAAUUCUAUCUUAUUCCUAUUAGAAUAGAGAGAUUCUAUUUUCUAAAAUAACAAUAUAAAAGAUUCAUAGUAAAAUGAUAGUUUUUCAUUUGAAGAGAAGUCAGAGGGACUAAAUAAUUUUAAGAGUUUAUUACUCGGCUAGUUCGACAAAUAUAUCAAUUCUAUGUCAUAGGUUAUUAAUGAAUUAAAAAUAACAUAUUCUUCCAAAUUAAAUAAAUCAUUUAAUGAGAUGCCAAGAUAAAUUACUGAUUUUAAUUAAGUUCCGCAAUAAGUUAAUAAAAUCUUCAAACAUAAAGAAAGUUAAAUUAAAAAUAACAAAUAAACUUCUUUAUCUUAAGGAAAAUAUUCUAUUACAACAUAAAAUUAAAAUUUUGUAGGUAUCAAUACUAAUAUUAAUAAAUAAAUGAAUUAAAAAGUUGAAACAAAAAAAGUAUUAAAUAAAGAUAUUUAAAAUUAAAAUUAGCUUAUAAAUAUGAGCAGUGCAACAUCAAAUAAUUUUAAAGCUAAUGGAUCAAUAGAUUAAAAUAAAUAGUCUAGUUUUUAAAAUAAAAUACUUUGUACAUAAAGCACAGAACAAGACCAAGAAGAUUAAGCCAUUUAUAUUCCCUCUGUUAACAGAUUUAACAAGAAUGGAUCAUGCUUAGACAAUAUGAACAAAUCAAAUAUUAUGAAUCAACAAAGAUCUCUUUCAUAAAAUAACUCGACUAGCAAUAUAUAAAAAUAAGUAUAAGAUUUAAAUCAAAUAAGACCUCUAGCAUCAGUAAAUAAAAAUUAGGAUUAUAUAGUCUAGGAUAAAUGUGAGGUUCAAAAGAUAAUCAUAAAAUCAGAAGCCUAAGAAAAAGAUAAUUAAGAAUAAAUACUAUAAACAGAUCUUGAAUUUAAUGAGACAUUUUAAAAAAUAAAUGAAGUUAAUUUGAUAAAUAAUGAAACACUAACAUUUGAUUUUGAAAUGAGCUCAUCUAAAAAAUAAAAUGAGUAAAAUAAUGGCUAGGAGAAGUAGACUGUUGAAAAAAUUAAUACUAAUAAAGAAGUAAAUAAAAAUAGAGGAAGAAAUAGCUCAUUAGGUUCUUUUGAAUAUAGUAAAUUCAAAUAAAAUUUAGAAGAGCAUAUUAAUAAUGAUGAUUCUACAUUUUAAAAUACGGCUUUUAAUUCUUAACUGCUUGAGCAUAGUGCAGCUAUCCCCAUUUAAAAUAAAAAUAUUUAUAAUUAACAAUCAAUAACUGAUUUUGAAAUAGCUGAAGAAUCUGAAAAAGCUGGGAUUUUCAGUUAAAAUAAAAAAAUAAAUAAGGAAGAACAAAUCUCUAAAGUUAUUGAAGAUGAUUAAAGUUAAAAAAUACUCUAAAAUAAAAGUUUAAAUAGCAGUUUUAGUGAUAGCGAAUCAGAAAAUAGAUGUUAAAGUCUAUCAACUAGAGUCUUUAAAAACAAAAACAAUAAUAAUUCUUAGUAAAUUUCUAUUAAAAAAAGUAGCACAUAGAAAUAAUUAAUUGAUGAAAAAUAACCCUAAAAGGCAGCAAACUAAAGUACAAUUAGUAAUACUUAUAAUUGUAAAAAACCUCCUAUAGAUAUAAAGGAUAAAGAAAAUAAAUGCCCAAACAGUAAUAAUUGCAACAGUGAAUAGUCUCUUAAAAUAAGCAAUCAAUCUAAACAGCCUUUUAGUGAAUAGAAAACUUAAGCUACUACAAAUAUUACAAAAGAAUAGCAUAAAUUUGUAUUAUCAAAAGAAGAAUUUAUUAGUCAAUAGGAUGGUCAUUUGAGCUUCAAACAAGGAGAAAAAAUACAAGUUCUAAAAUAAACAAAAAAUGGAUGGUGGAUUGGUAUGUGCAACAAUAAAAUUGGAUAUUUUCCAUUUAAUUUUGUAGAAGAAAUAAAAGAUUAAUAAAGUGCAUGA